Molecule: messenger RNA, 2571 nt
Organism: Blastomyces dermatitidis ER-3
Lineage: Eukaryota; Fungi; Ascomycota; Eurotiomycetes; Onygenales; Ajellomycetaceae
Exons: 2
Coding region: 1-2571 (856 amino acids)
Source: RefSeq, a predicted model, not a curated record
AUGCGUACUCGAUCGCAGCCAAUUUCCCCAAGCGGGUUUCAGUCGCUGGAAACCGUUCCUCGCAGGAGGAAGACGACGGCUUCCAAGACCACCAAAACCACCAAAACCACGAAGCCCACAAAGGAGGCAAGUGCCAAAGUCGAGAAAAAGAAACCCGGAAAGCGCGGUCCCAAGAAAACAUUGAAGAAAACGGCGGCUAAAUCCGAGGAAACCACGACCACAGCUGAAAACAGUAACGACGCCCCCGCGCCUGCGCCUACCGACAACACUUCCGUGAACGAGUCCCCACAGGAUGUUAAUGACGUUGCGACAAGUCCAGAACCGGUUGAACAACCUACAACAGAUAAAUCUUCACCCCGUAAGAAGCGAGCACGACGACGAGAUUAUUCAAGCGAUGACGAUGGCGAUUUGCGAUCCUCGAAGAAACGCCGCGAUGCCGUAACUUCGUCUAUUGCGCACCACAGGCAGCGAAGAGUGACACCAUAUGCCGAACGAUCCCGUCGCAGAGCAGUCGAAAGCCAAGGCCGGAUUGAUAAAACACUUUUCCGCAUUCCUCAACUAAUCGCUCAAAACAAUGCAGAUCGAGAUACGACUGGCAAUGAUAAGGUAGACGAUGCUGAUGUCGAAGAACCAGCAUGGGAUGUGCUCAACCAGAUGCGAGCAGAUGCAGCAGAAUUAUCAGAUCAAGAGCAAGCACAGACUCUCGAGGCCCCUCAGACCCCAACCCGGAACUGGGACAUUCGAGGGCUGUUUAAUUCAGUCCCUAGGUCGAUUUCAAAGUUCAUUCCAACGUUCAGUCUUUCUCCGGUGCGAACAGGGUCGUCUAUUGAAGUAUCUUCGACACCACCGGAGGCUGGAGGGAGACCUGCCCUAUCCAUGCCAGUGGUGAGUACUCCGGAUCAGAGUGAGCCAUCUGAACAACCUGAGCAAACUCCGGAGUUAGAGCAUUUGACAUAUUCCCUUUUCCCGCAACCACUAAACCGGCGCCAGCUGUUGGGAACCCCCCCCGAUGUUCGAUCCCCACAGAAGGGAGCCCAGAAAGGUAUCGUGACCGAAACGACCGUUUCUAAGGAAACUACAAAUAGCAACACGCAACACGCGCCCGAAGAUGAAAACAAUAACAAUAACAACGGUAGCAGUAAGAACCCAAGAAAACGCAGGCGCUCAAGUCCAGAGUCGAUUCCAAAUCCCCCAGGCACGAGCUAUGGAAUGGAUUUGAGAUAUUUUGGGGACAGUUCACUAAGCGAAGCAGAUGAUGACUCGAUACCCGAAGAUAUGACUACGUUUGGCACUGAGCAAGAUCCACGCCCCAUUCCACCCACAGAACAACCUGCUAUUCGAGGUAUCUUACGUGGUACAAAGCGCGUUCGUUUUGAUGCUAGCCCAGAAAACACUCCAUCUAAGCUUCGACUCCGCCAUCCCCAACCUCAAACCGUCGAUGAUAACCAAAGAAUGAUCGAGGAACAAGGUUCAUCUCUUUCUUCCACAGACGAUGCCAUGGAUAUCUCCAGCGACCAUUCUACAGGCGAACCGUCAGCGUCUACACCGCCUGUCAACCCUCAAGCCCCUCCAUCUGAAUCCUCAGGAGAUCCUCAGCCAUCCCCCCCCUCUUCACCAAUCAUUCGCCCUAACCCUUUUGGAACCUACUGCCUAGACUACGAUAUGUUUUCAGACGAUGAUGAUUUAUAUGAGGAGGAAAUUGCCGCUGAACAGGCAGCUGCAACUGAAGCCGCAGCAGCUUCAAGCUCCAGCACUGACAUCACCGAGAGUCAAGCACCCACGACAUCUACUCAGGCUCGUGACAUUAUCCCCUCCUCCUCUCAGCAAACACCAGUUGCGGAACACCAACCUUCUGAAUCAAGAGGUGCCUCUCAGUCAUCGUCCACGACUCCUGAGACUGCGCCUGCUGAUUCUCAAACAUCCCAACAGCCUUCUAUGUUCGCUAUUAAUUGGACGCAACCUCCACCGCCUCGCCCGACGCCGGCUCAUGCGUCGCUGCCAACGCAGCCAAUCACACCCGUUGGCGCGGACGCUGUUGCCAAGCUCCGUUCACAGGCCGAAAAGUACAAGCCGAAGCUCCCUAGUGGGCUUCGUGCUUCUCGCCGGUACUCUUCCAGUCCGCUGUCAGCUCCAGACAGCGGCGACAACAUGACCUCGCGUCCUGAACGUUUUGAGCCGUUGGUGGAUUCCCCUCCGCCACAUCUCAACACCCGUGAGCAAUGCCAAGCCACGGAAGCCAAGGGGGAGGCUUCCGCGGGCGACAAGGAAAACUCCAGCGGGGGGUCGCUGGAGCAAAGCUCAUACGUACCAAACCCUCGGAUGAGGCAAUUGGUACGUGAGAUGUGGUUGGAGGAGGAUGAUGAGGCGGCUGAUGAGGUGUUCAGUCGCGAGUUCCGGCGAUUCCGCCGGGAGAGAUCCCGGUUGGAGGAGUCGGAGCUGCAAGAGGAGGAGGGGGGGGAGGAGGUUGGGGAGGAAGAGGAGGGGGCAGCUCACAUCGAGCCCUUUAACCUGGGUUCGUAUGAUGAGUUUUGCCGGAGUUUUGAGGAGUAUAGGCGGCGGCGGGCCGCCUAG